AUGGAAGUGAGGUUGCUGGGGUCGAUGGAGGAUGAAGAAGGUGAAGCCAAUGAGAAUGCCGAUGGAGGAUCUGGAGAUGAAGAAGGUGGAGUUGAGGUAGAUGGAGGAUCUGGAGAGGGAUAUGCAUAUAAUUUUGGUUUGCCUUGGGCCUUCAAUCACCCAGGGGCAGCCCUAUGGAUGGGGCAUGCGGCUGGGUUGGGUAUAGGGAGAUGGGCUGGGUUUUUAUAA
Messenger RNA from Prunus armeniaca (apricot), 228 nucleotides. The record is from the annotation of a GenBank genome assembly. NCBI's taxonomy places the organism in Eukaryota, Viridiplantae, Streptophyta, Magnoliopsida, Rosales, Rosaceae.